GGGCCGGUCUGACCGGUUUGGGCCGCCCCGCCUGGCGCUGUGCUGGGAGGAGCCGCCGCCAGUCGCGCGGUCAGUGCCUCCCUCCAGACUCGGGAGGGCCGAGGGGGCGCGGGAGAGAGCGCGGGCGGCCGCCGGGGCUGGUCGCCUGCAGGGAUGGGGGACGAGCGGCCCCACUACUACGGGAAACACGGAACGCCACAGAAGUAUGAUCCCACUUUCAAAGGACCCAUUUACAAUAGGGGCUGCACGGAUGUCAUAUGCUGUGUGUUCCUGCUCCUGGCCAUUGUGGGCUACGUGGCUGUAGGCAUCAUAGCCUGGACUCAUGGAGACCCUCGAAAGGUGAUCUACCCCACUGAUAGCCGGGGCGAGUUCUGCGGGCAGAAGGGCACAAAAAACGAGAACAAACCCUAUCUGUUUUAUUUCAACAUUGUGAAAUGUGCCAGCCCCCUGGUUCUGCUGGAAUUCCAAUGUCCCACCCCCCAGAUCUGCGUGGAAAAAUGCCCCGACCGCUACCUCACGUACCUGAAUGCUCGCAGCUCCCGGGACUUUGAGUACUAUAAGCAGUUCUGUGUUCCUGGCUUCAAGAACAAUAAAGGAGUGGCUGAGGUGCUUCGAGAUGGUGACUGCCCUGCUGUCCUCAUCCCCAGCAAACCCUUGGCCCGGAGAUGCUUCCCCGCUAUCCACGCCUACAAGGGUGUCCUGAUGGUGGGCAAUGAGACGACCUAUGAGGAUGGGCAUGGCUCCCGGAAAAACAUCACAGACCUGGUGGAGGGCGCCAAGAAAGCCAAUGGAGUCCUAGAGGCGCGGCAACUCGCCAUGCGCAUAUUUGAAGAUUACACCGUCUCUUGGUACUGGAUUAUCAUAGGCCUGGUCAUUGCCAUGGCGAUGAGCCUCCUGUUCAUCAUCCUGCUUCGCUUCCUGGCUGGUAUUAUGGUCUGGGUGAUGAUCAUCAUGGUGAUUCUGGUGCUGGGCUACGGAAUAUUUCACUGCUACAUGGAGUACUCCCGACUGCGUGGUGAGGCCGGCUCUGAUGUCUCUUUGGUGGACCUCGGCUUUCAGACGGAUUUCCGGGUGUACCUGCACUUACGGCAGACCUGGUUGGCCUUUAUGAUCAUUCUGAGUAUCCUUGAAGUCAUUAUCAUCUUGCUGCUCAUCUUUCUCCGGAAGAGAAUUCUCAUCGCGAUUGCACUCAUCAAAGAAGCCAGCAGGGCUGUGGGAUACGUCAUGUGCUCCUUGCUCUACCCACUGGUCACCUUCUUCUUGCUGUGCCUCUGCAUCGCCUACUGGGCCAGCACUGCUGUCUUCCUGUCCACUUCCAACGAAGCGGUCUAUAAGAUCUUUGAUGACAGCCCCUGCCCAUUUACUGCGAAAACCUGCAACCCAGAGACCUUCCCCUCCUCCAAUGAGUCCCGCCAAUGCCCCAAUGCCCGUUGCCAGUUCGCCUUCUACGGUGGUGAGUCGGGCUACCACCGGGCCCUGCUGGGCCUGCAGAUCUUCAAUGCCUUCAUGUUCUUCUGGUUGGCCAACUUCGUGCUGGCGCUGGGCCAGGUCACGCUGGCCGGGGCCUUUGCCUCCUACUACUGGGCCCUGCGCAAGCCGGACGACCUGCCGGCCUUCCCGCUCUUCUCUGCCUUUGGCCGGGCGCUCAGGUACCACACAGGCUCCCUGGCCUUUGGCGCGCUCAUCCUGGCCAUUGUGCAGAUCAUCCGUGUGAUACUCGAGUACCUGGAUCAGCGGCUGAAAGCUGCAGAGAACAAGUUUGCCAAGUGCCUCAUGACCUGUCUCAAAUGCUGCUUCUGGUGCCUGGAGAAGUUCAUCAAAUUCCUCAAUAGGAAUGCCUACAUCAUGAUUGCCAUCUACGGCACCAAUUUCUGCACCUCGGCCAGGAAUGCCUUCUUCCUGCUCAUGAGAAACAUCAUCAGAGUGGCUGUCCUGGAUAAAGUUACUGACUUCCUCUUCCUGUUGGGCAAACUUCUGAUCGUUGGUAGUGUGGGGAUCCUGGCUUUCUUCUUCUUCACCCACCGUAUCAGGAUCGUGCAGGAUACAGCACCACCCCUCAAUUAUUACUGGGUUCCUAUACUGACGGUGAUCGUUGGCUCCUACUUGAUUGCACACGGUUUCUUCAGCGUCUAUGGCAUGUGUGUGGACACGCUGUUCCUCUGCUUCUGUGAGGACCUGGAAAGGAAUGACGGCUCUCAGGAGCGACCCUACUUCAUGUCGCCCGAGCUGAGAGACAUCCUGUUGAAGGGGAGUGCGGAGGAGGGGAAGCGGGCAGAAGCCGAGGAGUAGAGAUGGAGGACCUGGAGAGGAAUGACGGCUCGGCCGAGAGGCCUUACUUCAUGUCUUCCACCCUCAAGAAACUCUUGAACAAGACCAACAAGAAGGCAGCGGAGUCCUGAAGGCCCCGCGCUCCCCACCUCUCAAGGAGUCUCAUGCCGCAGGGUGCUCAGUAGCUGGGUCUGUUCCCCCAGACCCUUGGGCUCACCCGAAGUCCUAUCACUGCCGCUUUGCCCCUCCCCAUGAGCCAGAUCCCACCAGUUUCUGGACGUGGAGAGUCUGGGGCAUCUCCUUCUUAUGCCAAGGGGCGCUUGGAGUUUUCAUGGCUGCCCCUCCAGACUGCGAGAAACAAGUAAAAACCCAUUGGGGCCUCUUGAUGUCUGGGAUGGCACGUGGCCCGACCUCCGCAAGCUCCCUCAUGCUUCCUGUCCCCCGCUUACACGACAACGGGCCAGACCACAGGAAGGACGGUGUUUGUGUCUGAGGGAGCUGCUGGCCACAGUGAACACCCACGUUUAUUCCUGCCUGCUCCGGCCAGGACUGAACCCCUUCUCCACACCUGAACAGUUGGCUCAAGGGCCACCGGAAGCAUUUCUUUAUUAUUAUUAUUUUUUAACCUGGACAUGCAUUAAAGGGUCUAUUAGCUUUCUUUCCGUCUGUCUCAACAGCUGAGAUGGGGCCGCCAAGGAGUGCCUUCCUUUUGCUCCCUCCUAGCUGGGAGUGACUGGGGUGGGAGUGUGUGUGCCCAGGUAAGGGUGUCUCCUGGCUGGGAAGGAGGGAAAGGGAGGGAGAGUUUUGCGGGGGUUGGCAGUGGAGAGCGGGCUGGAGAGGAGAUGGCUAAUAGCUGUUUAAUGGAAACCUGCUGGGCUGGAGGGAGUUAGGCUGAAUUUCCCGACUUCCUCUGCCAGUUAUUGACACAGCUCUCUUUGUAAGAGAGGAAAGAAACUAAACCCACCCAAGGGAUGAUUGCAGGGGGAGAGGUGGAGGGCAGAUGCCCUGGGCAAACCGGGCCCCUCUGCCCACACACCUCACUUGAUCCUUUUGCCAAACUUGUCAAACUCAGGGGAACUGGCUUCCCAGUUGCCCCUUUGCCAUAUUCCAAGUCCCCCUCAGACUUCAUGUCUCUGCUCAUCAGCACUGUCCCAGGAUCCUGGAGAGGGAGAACCCCUGGCCCCAGGGGAAAGAGGGGGGGGGUCUCCCGUUUCCUGUGCCUGCACCAGCCCUGCCCCCAUUGCGUCUGCACACCCCUGCGUGUAACUGCAUUCCAACCACUAAUAAAGUGCCUAUUGUACAGGUC
Pan troglodytes (chimpanzee) is the source of this 3574-nucleotide messenger RNA. It is a transcript of the gene SLC44A2, whose product is annotated as solute carrier family 44 member 2. Gene Ontology annotation, biological process: transmembrane transport. Gene Ontology annotation, cellular component: membrane. The coding region runs from base 154 to 2289 and encodes 711 amino acids. NCBI's taxonomy places the organism in Eukaryota, Metazoa, Chordata, Mammalia, Primates, Hominidae. The record is from RefSeq and is a predicted model, not a curated record. Gene Ontology annotation, molecular function: transmembrane transporter activity. The transcript is spliced from 23 exons.